AUGGCGUCACCCGGCACCGUCCUCAUCGCCGUCGGCAUGUUUCUUCUCGCUGUGGCCUCCUGCCUCCCUGCGACGACAGCCCAGGAGGCCGCCACACCAUCUCCAUCCCCAUCUCCGGCGCCGGCUCCCUCGCCGGGCUACGUGAACCUCACCCAUCUGCUAGCUCUGGCGGGGCCGUUCACCACCUUCCUCCGGUACCUGGAGCAGACCGACGUCAUCGACACCUUCCAGAACCAGGCAAACAACACCGAGCAGGGGAUCACCAUCUUCGUCCCCACCAACGAGGCUUUCUCCUCCCUGAAGCAGCCCUCCCUCUCUAACCUGACCCAGAGCCAGCUCCGGUCCCUCCUCCUCUUCCACGCCCUUCCGCAGUACUACAGCUUGGAGCAGUUCAAGAACCUCAGCCAGGAGGGCCCCACCAGCACCUUCGCCGGCGGGCAGUACACGCUAAACUUCACCUACAGCUCGGGGCUCGUGCGCGUUUUCUCCAGCUGGGCGAACCCUUCGAUCAGCAGCAGCAUCUUCUCCACGGCGCCGGUGGCGCUGUACCAGGUAAAGAGGGUUCUCCUGCCGGAGGCGAUCUUCGGGGCGGCUCCGCCGGCGGCGCCGGCGCCGGCGCCGUCACCGGAAUCUGGCAAUCCCGCCGAUCUGGCUCCCUCUGAGGGGAGUGGGUUGUCGUCUCCGAAGGGUUCCCCUUCCGGUGCAAAUUCUUCUCCUCGCCAGAACCACGGCGGCGCCGCCACCCGCCUCGUUCUGGGAGUUGCAGGGGGGCUGAUGCUCCUGUGUUGA
Spirodela intermedia is the source of this 789-nucleotide messenger RNA. The record is from the annotation of a GenBank genome assembly. NCBI's taxonomy places the organism in Eukaryota, Viridiplantae, Streptophyta, Magnoliopsida, Alismatales, Araceae.